Messenger RNA from Trichophyton benhamiae CBS 112371, 1476 nucleotides. RefSeq lists its product as uncharacterized. Gene Ontology annotation, biological process: endocytosis; endoplasmic reticulum to Golgi vesicle-mediated transport; intra-Golgi vesicle-mediated transport. The transcript is spliced from 3 exons. The record is from RefSeq and is a predicted model, not a curated record. Gene Ontology annotation, cellular component: Golgi apparatus. Lineage: Eukaryota; Fungi; Ascomycota; Eurotiomycetes; Onygenales; Arthrodermataceae. Gene Ontology annotation, molecular function: GTPase activator activity. Bases 1 to 1476 code for a protein of 491 amino acids.
AUGGGAACCCAUAUCAGUCGAGUGAAAUCGGUGGAUCUCGACUCCUGGACAGACGAGCAACUACAGAGCAUUAUGAAAUGGGGGAAUGCAAGGGCAAACAAGAAAAUUGAGAAUUUUAUCCGAACAAAGUACGAAUCCAAACGAUGGGUGAUGGAUGGUCCGAUGCCCGAUCCAUCUACACUCGAGGUAGAAGGUGAUGAGGAUGUGCCUUUAGCAGUCAUACAGGAGAAGGCCAAGCUAGAACGCUCUGCGUCUCAACAACAGCAUAGCUCGAACCGCCCCCGACCCACUCAGCCUCAACAGCCAGCCGUGAACUUCUUCGAUGAUGAGCCAGCGAAUCCACCCCCGAGACCGAGGACCACAGACAUACCAGGGAACAGGCCUCCUCCUCAGGCUGCUGUUGCUCCAAAAGCCCAUAAACCAGCCGACUCAUUGCUUGGGUUGGAUUUCUUCGGUCCCAGCCAACCAAGUGGCGGAUCUAACCGCCCAGCAAGCACUCCGGGUGGAAAUACUCCCACCUCAGGUCCUUCAAGACCAGAUCUCAAACAAUCAAUUCUAUCUCUGUAUGCUUCUGCGCCACCUAAACCUCAAGAACAACCUCAACAUGAACGAAACUCUUCAUUCAGUUCAUUUUCGCCCCCACCUCAGCAGCCCUCCAAACCAGAUGCCUUUGGCGGUCUUAGCGAUGCCUUCAGUGGGCUGAGUUUCCCUUCCACUACGUCCCCUCCUGUUCAGAGACAGCAAUCCACCUUUUCUGCCUUUGACAGCCUCACUAGCUCCAAAUCUUCACCUGCGGCCCCAAAGAUAACCUCACCAGCUAUGUCGAGUGGUGGUAGCUUCUUUGACGAUAUUUCAGCGCAGCCAGACCCAAAGCCACGCCAAGUUGCAUCACCACCUCCCUCUACUUUUGACCUGAUGGGAUCAACAGUAGGAUCGACAAAAGCGCCCGCAGCGCCACCCAGCGCGUCUAAGGAUAUGUUUGGCCUUUUCUCCUCACCAGUGCCGCAGGCAACCACUGCUCCGACGGCAACAGACACUAUUAAUACUUCGCCGCCGGUAGCCUCUCCUAGCCAAACUUCUGUCUUCAAUCUUUCUUUACCACCGCAGCAACCAACCGUUAAAUCUCCACCUACAAGCACCGUUAGUCCCUCAAACGCAUUUUCCGCAAGCACACUGGACCCCUGGGGCGGGAAUGCAUGGAGCAUGGCCGAACCAUCACCCCCCGCGGCCGCUUCAAAGGCCACAUCCGCUAUGAAGGUCCCCGAUACUUUAACUGCGAACGACAUAGGUAGCGGUUGGGGAGCACCCUCUCCUGCUACCACCAAGCCAGCUCCUGCGGUCGUUGCUGAUGAAGAUUUUGGCGGAUGGGCGGACCCAACCCCAGCGCCAAUCAAGAAUGGAAAUAGCAGCUCUAGCAAGGGUAAAUCUAGCGGUUUUGGUGGUGGUGAUGACCUCUUUGCGAAUGUUUGGGAGUGA